AUGACAAGCUACGCCGCAAAAGAGGCCACGGAUCUCCAUUUCCUUGGCAACACGAUCCUCAUUGAUAUCAGCGGAAUCGGAGGAAUGACGCACGAGUGGCGUGCUGCGAAGCUCCAAGAUGAGAUCUCGCCUUUUGACCUUCCAGGCACGAGGAUUGAACGACACGGGGCGUGUGGGAAGCUUUCAGCUACUAUUGCCUCAGGCGCUGGAAACAGUACCUUCGCUACAGACUACUGA
Molecule: messenger RNA, 237 nt
Organism: Penicillium riverlandense
Lineage: Eukaryota; Fungi; Ascomycota; Eurotiomycetes; Eurotiales; Aspergillaceae
Exons: 2
Coding region: 1-237 (78 amino acids)
Source: RefSeq, a predicted model, not a curated record